AUGGCGAAAGGAAGCGAUCGCGCCGGCAACAGCAGGCUGCUAUCGCUCCCCGACGAGCUCCUCCAAAUCAUUCUUAGCCUCGCAGAUCACCCAUCCGAUCGCCGCAGCGUCGCGCUCUCCUGCUCCCGCCUCCGCCGCCUCUCUCGACGCACGCCGCACGCGCUCCGCCUCGAGUAUUACUCUUUGCGGCGAAGGGUUGUGAAUCUGCGACAAUGGCUGAAAGCGUUUGACGAUUAUUCAAGGGGCUCCCUCGCAUCCCUCGCUCUCUUCCCCACCCUCUCCUCCCUCUCCCUCCACUCCUGCACCAUUGAUCCAAACGAACUCCACUCCUUCUCAUGCUCCCUCCACUCCCUCUCACGCUCCCUCCACCAUCUCACCCACCUCACCAUCCACUCCUGCCCACUCCUCUCCUCCCACUCCCUCAUCCCCAUCCUCCAAGCCAACCCAGCUCUCUCCUCCCUCUCCCUCCACGGAACCACCCACCGUCUGUUCGGACCACAGGGCCUCCGUUCCCUCCUCGCUCACUCCUCCUCCCAGCUCCACUCCCUCCACCUCGCCGGCCUCCCCUGCUUGCGCCCGGGCCUGCUUGCAGACUGCAGGGGCCUGAGCGCGCUGAGUCUGGAAGGGGUGAUCGACCCUCCGGGGCGGCAAUCGCCGCGGGAAGUGUCUCUGGACGGCCUUGUGAGUAUGCUCGUGCGCGUGGAGCGGAUCGGGGGUGCGGGGGGGCGGGCAGGAGGGGAGGCAGGAAGGGAAGCAGGAGGGGAGGCAGGAGGGGAGGUUGGAAUGGAAGGGUGGGAGAAAGGAAAGACGGGUGUUUCUGCAGCCGCAGCAGCUGCAGCGUCACGGAUAGCAUUGCGGGCAGCAGCAGGGAGUGGUGGGAGAUACGUGGAUUUUCGCACAGAGGCAGCGGCGGCUCAGGCAGACAAGUUUGAGGCAACACAAAGCGCAAUCAAUUUCUUCGAAGCUGCUGAAGAAGCCAUUGAGAUUGCCCAAUCCGACGCUCGCUGGCCAGCGCGUGCAGAGGGAGAGAUCGAGGCCGCAGGGUUUUUUUCUACAGAUCCAAAUUUUGGACAAGAGGACGUGGAUGGGGAGGAGGAAGGGGAUGAAUUGAGGGGCAUGGAUGGCCUUCUGGCCGUUGAUGGCUUGCCUGAGAGUGCGCCAGGUGGGGUGCAGUCCAGUGCGGUGGAGACACAUGAAGAGGUGUUGGGCAUGGUGAGGCCACUGACGGAGGAGCUGAGGGAGCAGCGUGUAGCCGUGCGUGAAAACUUGCAUUUCCUGCGCCAUCUCAACUCCUCCUUGGGAUCCACUCCAGCGCUACCAGUGGUGGGUGCGGUAGCAGGGGAGGCGGCAGCAGGGGAUGUGGCAACAGGGGAUGUGGCAGCAGCAGGGGGGGUCGCUGCAGGAGAGGCAACUGCAGGGAAAGCGACAGCAGGGGAAGUGGUAGCAGGGGAGGCGGCACCAAAAGAUGGACAAAUAAGCAGCCGCAAGGCAUCAGGCGAAUAUCCCAAGGGGUUCCAAUCAGCAGUCCCUGUGCAAGUAUUCUGCCCUCGCCUGGACUCCUUAACCCUCCAAACGCUCUAUUUCUCCCCCACUCCCUUCGUCUCGUGGCUGCCUACAACGCUUCCCUCUGCAUCUCCUCUCAUGUAUCUCUCCCCCCCCCUCACACCUUCCACUUCUCGCCACUCAUCUUUCUCCUCCUCCACCUCUUGCCUCUUCUCCCCUUCCCCUGGCCCAAGCCCAAGCAUUCAGCCAACCCUCCUAACCUCUCUGGAGCUCAACUCACGCUAUGCGCGCGCGCGUCUCUCCUACACCCGGCAGCCGCCACUUCCCCCCGUGCACCUCCUCCCCUCACUGCAGUCCCUCUCUCUCCUCUACGUUCCAUCCGACUACAUCUCCAUUCCCCGCUGCUCCUCCCUCACCUCUCUCACUCUAUGGGCUCCCGAAUCCUCCACACUAUCCUCCCUUGCCUUCUCCUCAACUUCCCUUGUCUCCUCCUCCUCCUCCUCCUCCUCCUCCUCCUCCUCCUCCUCCUCCUCCUCCUCCUCCUCCUCCUCCUCCUGCUCCUCACCGCUUUCAUCCGCCCUCCCAUCCCCUCUCCGCAUGUCGCUCACAUCUCUCACGAUCCACUCCGCCAAACUUCAGGGCUCCCUCGCUUCACUCUCCCUCUUCCUCUCCCUCGCCUCCCUCUCCCUCCACUCCUGCACCAUCGACCCAUACGAACUCUGCUCUCUCUCACGCUCCCUCCACUCCCUCACCCACCUCACCAUCCACUCCUGCCCACUCGUCUCCUCCCAAUCUCUCGUCCCCAUCCUCCAAGCCAACCCUGCUCUCUCCUCCCUCUCCCUCCACAGCACCACCUACCGUCUGUUCGCCGCACAGGGCUUCCGGUCUCUCCUCUCGCACUCCUCCUCCCAGCUCCACUCCCUCCACCUCGCCGGCCUCCCAUCCAUCCGCCCGGGCCUGCUUGCAGCCUGCAGUGCCCUGCGGUCGCUCAGCCUGGAAGGGGUGGUCGAUUGUGCCUCAGACUCCUUAUUGCCACGCGCUGUAUCAUUGGACGGCCUUGUGGGUAUGCUUGUGAGGGUGGAACGGAGAGGAGGAGGAGGGCGGGGAACGGAGGCAGGAGGGGAGGCAACAACGGAUGGUGGGGCAGACGUGUCAGAGGAAGCACAUCCGAGUGCUUCUGCAGCAGCUGCAGCAGCACGGGUAUUCCCGAGGGGGGGCGACAAGCAGUGGGGAAAGUACGUGGACAUUCGCAGAGAGGCAGAGGCAGCGCAGGAAGAUAAGCUAGCAGCGGUGAGCGAUGUGGUCCGUCUCUUUCAAAUAGCCAAUGAAGCCUCUAAAAUCGCCCGCUCCGAUGCGCUCUCGGCGGCGCGCGUGGAGGGUGAGAGCGCCGUGCCUCGGAUUGUUGCCAGCCUCGGGAAGAUCAGGUUCGGGAUUUCGGCGUGCCGGUCCUUCUGCGCCGGGGUACGUGAGGCCAAUGCGGCGAUCAAGUGGGAGGAGGCGCUGAUGCAGGUGCUUGCUGCUGUUGCUAGUGCUGCUACUGCUGCUGCUGCUGCUGCUGCUGCUGCCUCCAAUAUGGCUAUUGCGGAUCAUUCACCUGCUGCUGCUGCUGCUGCUCUCCAGGCAGCAGGGCUCUUUACUACGGAGCUGAAUCCUGAAGAUGAGGAGGACAGGGAUGGGGAGGAGACAGAAGCAGGAGAUGGAAGCAGGGGCACGGAUGACAUGCUGGGUGGGGUGCGGUCUGAUGUGGUGGAGACACGUGCAGAGGGGGUGGAGAGGCUGCAGGCGCUAAUGGAGGAGCUGGGGGAGCAGACUGACGCCAUGUCUGCUAGCUUUGAUUCCAUGCGCCCACUCACCCCCACCCUGGCUCGGCCAGUGGUGGAUGCGGCAGCAGCAGGAGGUAGGGCAGCAACACCAGGAGGAGGAGGUGGAGCAGCGGGAGGUGCAGCAGCGGGAGAAGGAGGUGCAGCAGCGGGAGGUGGAGCAGCGGAAGAAGGAGGCGGAGCAGCGGAAGAAGGAGGUGGAGCAGCGGAAGAAGGAGGUGCAGCAGGAGGUGCUGCAUCCGCAGGAGGAGGAGCAGCAGAUGGAGCCGCAGCAGCUUAUGCGAUGACAGCAGUGCGUGAGGGAAGAGCAGCAGUGCACGGAGUGAGAGGAGGGGCAGCAGAAGCAUCGCAGCGGAAGCUGUGUCUUCUGGAGGCUUCCAGACUCGUUAUUUUCGGUCAGCUCGUGAUGGCGGAAGACAGAGAAGGCGCCGACCAUAGUAGGUUGCUAUCUCUCCCCGAUGAGCUCCUCCAAAUCAUUCUCAGCCUCGUGAAUCACCCAUUCGAUCGCUGCAGCGUCGCUCUCUCCUGUUCCCGCCUACACUGCCUAUCGCGGCGCACGCGGCAUGCGCUCCGACUCCAGUUCCACUCCAGAUCAAGGGCUUUGAAUCCGCGAGAAUGGUUGAAAAAGUUUAACGAUUAUUCAGGGGUAUUUACCCAUGUGACGUAUCUGACCGUGGAGGUCGCCAGUGGUCUCGGGGACCAGCUGAUUGCAGGGAUUGCAGCGGGCUGCCCGAAACUGGAAAAAUUGAAGCUGGUCAUGUCGGCAUGGGAUAGCUUCAACGUCAACGGUCCAGCGUGGCGAGAUCUCGCGAAGCAAUGCCCGCUCCUGGCUUCAUUGGAGCUAAACUCGCCCUCUGCGCGCUCGCGUCUCUCUCACACACAGCAGCCGGUGCUCCCCCCCCUGCACCUUUUCCCCUCACUGCAGUCCCUCUCUCUCCUCUACGUUCCUUCGGACUAUUUGUCCAUUCCCUGGUGCUCCUCCCUCACCUCUCUCACCCUCUGGGACCCUGAAUCCUCCACUCUCUCCUCUCUUGCUUUCUCCUCCUCCUCUCUUGUCUCCUCCUCCUCCGCCUCCUCCUCCUCCUCCUCCUCCUCCUCCUCCUCCUCCUCCUCCUCCUCCUCCUCCUCCUCCUCCUCCUCCUCCUCCUCCUCCUCCUCCUCCUCCCCCCAUGCUUCCUUCUACUCACUUGCCCCCUCCACUUCCUCCUCCUGCCUCGCGUCCUCCCCUCCAUCCGCUCUCCGCACGACUCUCACAUCCCUUACGAUCCACUCCGCCAAACUGCAAGGCUCCCUCGCUUCCCUCGCCUUCUUCCCCUCCCUCUCCUCCCUCUCCCUUCACACCUGCACCAUCGAUCCAUAUGAAUUUUCCUCCCUCUCACGCGCCCUCCACAAGCUCACCCACAUCACCAUCCGCUCCUGCCCGCUCGUCUCAUCAUACUCCCUCGCCCCCAUCAUCAAAGCCAACCCAGCUAUCUCCUCCCUCUCCCUCCACGGUACCACCUACCGUUUGUUCGGUGCACGGAGCUUUCGCUCCCUGCUCGCUCGCUGCUCCUCCCAGCUCCACUCCCUCCACCUCGCCGGCCUCCCAUCCCUCCGCCCAGGCUUGCUUGCAGCCUGCAGUGCCCUGCGGUCGCUCAGUCUGGAAGGGGUGCUCGGAUCCUCGGACUCCAUUAUGCCGCGCGCUGUAUCAUUGGAUGGCAUUGCGAUUAUGCUCGUGCGUGUGGAAUGGAGUGGAGAAGCAGCAGGAGGGGAGGCAAGAGGGGAUGUAGGAGUGGAGGCAAGAGGGGAUGCAGGAGGGGAAGCAGGAGGGGAGGGGCAGGAGGAAGGACGAACAAGUGUUUCUGCAGCAGCUGCAGAGGCGCUGGUAUUACCGGUGGGAAGCAACAAGCACUUAGGAAAGUACGUGGAUAUUCUCACAGAGGCACAGGCAGCACAAGCGGACAAGUUUGAAGCAUGGAGAGAGGUAGUUGAUUCUUUCAGCACUGCUAUGCAAACCAGCGAGAUCUCCUUUUCUGAGGCCAUUGAGGUGAAGCGAGAAGGGGGCGAGAGUGCUGUGGAUCGGAUCACCGUCAGUUUCAGGAAGAUCAGGUUCGGGAUCUCGGUGUGCCGAUCCUUCUCUGCUGUUAUCCGCGCGUGCAGAGCGGCCGUGGAGUGGGAGGACAAGCUGAUGAGCUCAUCUGACGCUGCUGGCCGUGCGGCAGGGUUCUUUGCCCCGGAGUUGGAUGUUGGAGAAGAGGAGGGGGGUGCGGAUGGGGAAGAGGAAGAAGGAGAUGAAUUUAUGGAUGCCAUGUUACCUGAUGAAGCCUUGCCUGAGAGUGCGCUGGGAGGGGUGCAGACCGGUGCAGUGGAGGCACGUUUAGUGGCCCUGACCAGGCUGGAUUCGCUGGUAGAAAAGCUCAAGGACGCCACGCUUGCCAUGUGUGCUGAUGUAAAAAGCAUUUGCCAACUCAGGGUUGGUGCGAGCACUGCUCCUGCAGCAUGGGGGGUUGAUUCUGCACCAGCAGCAGCAACAGCAGCAGAUAGAAGAUUAGGAGGAGGGGCAGCAGAAGCAUCUCAGUGGGCAGAAAGUACACUAGAAGAUGGAGGGCCAUCGGAGGCGGCAGUUUGGGAGGCGGCAGCAGGGGAGGCAGCAGCAGGGGAGGCAGCAGCAGGGGAGGCAGCAGCAGGGGAGGCAGCAGCAGGGGAGGCAGCAGCAGGGGAGGCAGCAGCAGGGGAGGCGGCAGCAGGGGAGGCAGCAGCAGGGGAGGCGGCAGCAGGGGAGGCGGCAGCAGGGGAUGCGGCAGCAGGGGAGGCGGCAGGGGAAGUGGCAGCUAGGGAGGCGGCAGCUGGGGAAAUGGAACCAGGGGGUGGGAAACUUAGCUGCAGCAAGUCAGGAGGCAAGCAUUUUAAGGGAUGCCAGUCAGCAAUCCCCGUGCAAGUGUUGUGCCCUCCACUGGAAUGCUUGAUUUUGCAAUCGCUCGCCUUCGUUAGUUUUCGUAUUCUUUGGCUGCCUAGUUCCAUCCCCUGCGCAUCUCCUCACAUGUACCUCUUCCCACCCCUUCCAUCACCCCCGUCCUAUUCUUGUCACACUUCCUCCUCCUCCUGCUCUUCCUUCUCCUCCUCCUCUGCCCCAGUCCCAAGCACUCAGCCAAUGUCCUUUCAUUCCAUUGCUAGAGCGGCGGUUUUUGGACAGCUCAAGCGCCUUGCGCUGUUGAACUGCUUAGGGUUGGAGGAGGAGGAGUGGAUCGAACUGCUUGCCGUCUGCGCUAAGUUGGAGGAGCUUAGGGUGGAACAAAAUGACACAUUUUCAGAUGCAGUUGUGGCGAGAAGCAGACUGGAGACGCUCACUAGUUUGACGGUGGUCAUGUGUAAGAAGAUUUCAGCAGCAGGCAUUGGAGGGGUCCUUGGAAGCUUCCCUAAAUUGCGGUACUUGAAGGUGGGAGCAGGGAAGGUAUCAGAAAGGGCUCGGAGGGAGUUGCUUCGUGCUGGUGUGAUUGUAAGGGGGGUGUGA
Closterium sp. Yama58-4 is the source of this 6813-nucleotide messenger RNA. Lineage: Eukaryota; Viridiplantae; Streptophyta; Zygnematophyceae; Desmidiales; Closteriaceae. The record is from the annotation of a GenBank genome assembly.